AUGCCGAUUAUUGCACAAGAAAUCUAUUUCUGUGGCUUAGAGCAAUGCCGCCAAAAUGUAACGUUACGUCUUGUCUCACACAAUUUGAAUGUUAACCUAAUCAAGAACAGUUUAUUUUUUGCAAAUAGAAGAAUGGAGGCGACUAAAAUUUUUACCAAGAUAAAAGAGUUAGGUCAUAAUAUUAGUGAUCGCGAAGAGUUGCGUAAAUUUUGCAAUUUAAAACUCGGACAGGUUUUGGAGCACUUAUCUCGUAGAAUAUUAAACAACGAUGGUGCCAUUUUAUUGGACUGUAUUUUUAAUGGUUUACCAGAAAGUAAUUGCAAGAUUAAAGUUAAGGUAAUUGAUGUAGUUCUCGAAACAAUGAGGAAAGAAUCUACGUCUCUUACUCACUGUGGCGAUAUAGUAAGCAGAUUGUGCUUAGAAUUGCCAAGAUUGCCGGCCGAACACCUGGUAAGAUGGAGCAGUGAUAGUGUACAGUCCAUUGUGGAAGACAAAGACGUAAAUAUGAUCUGGAGAGAUAUACUUCCAGAGUGCUUAAAUGCUAUAUCUUUGCAAGACAAUGUUAAACAUUGUGGCUCGGAAAUGUCUGGAGUGGAAUAUAAAGUGCAGUGCGUACACACAUUGUGUCAAUGUCGCUGGACAGAGAAGCAGUUAGUACAACUAACUGCUAUGUUUAAGGAUAUGCAACUAGCACGCACCGAUCACAGACAAGUUGUAAAUAAAAUUUGCUCAUACAUAAUUGAUAUAUCGCCAGAGGCCUUGCCUCCACUUGUUCAUCAACUGCUAAAAUUAUGCAAGUUAUAUAAUGUAGAAGUAGUUCUUUCGCACUUGAGUCAUUACUUCAACUUGAGACUCUACAGUAAGUUGGAGCCUCCACCUCAAGACUCAGAAUCUACGACCAUGGAUGUUGAUGACAUAGUUCAACACAGUCCCGCAGAGUUAAGUAGAUGUCUGUCCACUUGUCUCUAUCACAUAUCGCAGGGAGCGGCCGAACCUGAACUAAUCCGGAAGCACAUUAAACAAUGGCCUAAAACGCAACUACUACGAGCGCCUUUCCUCAUUGAUUUGUCCUUGGCUUUUUCCGACAAAGGAGCUGAUUUUAGAUCGGUUUGCUUAGAUGUAAUAAAGUCAGCAAUAGAGCUUCGAAUAUUGGACGAAAUAAGAAGCAAAGAGUCCGCGUGGGUGCGCUCCGUGUUGCCGCCAGAUGUUGAUAUUGUUAAUGUACUAAAAGUACUUACCACUGAAAGUGCCAAUCAUCGACAAUUGACAGUACUGGGUCUUAUCAACCUAGCAUUCUCACUACUCUCUGUACCCCGCAUCAAGCCUACUGCUACCGCGUGCUGGUCUCACGGCAAGCUUAUACUAGUGCGGCUUUGUAAAGCUCAACCGGAGACUGCUGGUCAUAUAUUGAGUCAACUGUCUGAUAAAAUGUUCGGAGAUUACACACAGCAUCAGUACACUGACUGCCUGUACCUGUUGUGCAAGCUAACGCCCGUGUCGGUGGAGCGCUGCUCGGCGCUGGUGCGCGUGCUGGAGGGCUGCCAGCCGCCGGGCGCGCGCGUGUACGGCGCGGUGCGGCCGCUGCUGCCCUUCAGCACGCGGGUGAGGGACGCGCUCGUCAUGGUCUGCAGGAAGGGGCUGUACUCCAGGGAUUCUGCAUAUCGCUGCUUGGCGUUAUCCGGAUUCUUAACGGUUCUGAGGUAUAUGAAGCUAUCGAGAGAUCUUCAAUCGAGUCAGAAUUCAAUGAGCAUCAGUGAGCAGUACAGCGCCAAUUCUUAUCUCACUCAGCUCACUGUGGACAUGCACGCUACUAGUCAAGGAGUUGCGAUCACGUCCCGCGUUCGCAAUGAGACAAUAUGUUUGGAAGUACUUUCGAUUUUGCGUCGGUGUCUCGUACAAGACGCUGCUGUCAAGCAAUUACUUUACACAGAAAUGUAUGAAUGUACAAAGGACAAGCCGGCUCUCCACGAAACCAUAUUAGAACUAUUCUAUGAACAUUUGAAUAAAUAUCUACCUGAUGAAAAUGAGACUUCUCCGUUAUUGUUAGACAAGUGUGUGCAGUUGUCUAGUAUGAGUGCUACACUUACUGAACCGAUAGGACAGCUACUGUAUGUAAUUGCUCAGUUCUUACAAGUGGAGGAUGAGUCUGAAGACAUCCUUGGCAGUCAGAGUGAGGACGGUGCAGCAUACCUCAGGAAUAAAUUAACUGAUAUCAUGGAGAAAUUAUGCAAGAGUGAUCUUUUGACUGCGACUAAUAUGGAAGAUCUCGCAUUGAAUGAUCUCACGCCAGAGUCGAAAGCAAAAUGUAUUAAAGUUCAACAAAUGUUGCAAUGCUACGAAGCAUUAAUAGGCCAUCGCAUUUUGCAAUGGAAGUCAAAUAACUCCAACGCUAACUCUGUGCAUACAUUGUACAAGGCUUAUAACCAGAUUUUGGAUAAUACUAAGGGAUCACCGAAAGGAGGUAAAAAAAAUAAAACAUUAAACGAAACAAAGGAGACGUUGAAGUCACAAAAAAGUGAAAAAUCACAAAAAUCUCAGAAAGAAAAAGCUAAAGCUCCGGCCAAAAUGAGCAAUAUGGUGAAGGAUAGAGCCGCGCCUUUCAAACCUUUGCCUUGUUUGUGGGAUUUGCGACUGUGUAUACGAGUAUUAGAGCUUUUGUAUAGCGAGAACGUGUCGUGGUCGUCACUGGAGCAGCGCAACCACAUCCGAGUGAGGGCCGACUUCCACCAGUUCGCGCUGCGCUGCGUGCACGGCGCGCUCGGCGCGCAGCUCGACAAGCGCGCCGUGAGCACGCACGUGCUGCGCGUCGCUGCGCUGCUGCACGCGCGCUGCCUCAGCAGGUUUCAAACUAUGUGUGAUUUUGACGACAACACUACACUCGCUUGCCUAGAACUCUUCAAGACUUGUCUCAGUCUUUUGCUGUCACCGACGUAUUCUUUGAAACUAGAUAGCGUCCUAUCUGGAAUAGUUGACGACACUGAUAAAACGGUAGCUUCUUGUUUGGCGGAUAUUUUGGAUAAGAUACAUUCUUCGUUAAUAAUCUUGGAAAGAGAGGCAGCCGAUGAAGACUUGGAUUUAGUGAGAAAAAAAAUUCUUUCGAUGCUCGUACAGAUAUCCACGUUACUUUUAGAAACACCAGUUGUUUCUAACGAAGAACUUAUUAAGGUGACGGUGCAGUUGGAGGAGUGGGUCCGCAGCAGCAAGCAGGCGGAGGCGCUGCCGCUGCUGGCGCCGCUGCUGGCGGCGGCGCGCCGCGGCCAGCGGGAGGCGGCGCUGCUCACGGAGCUGCUGCUCCGGCUGGCGGCCGAGCUGGGCUCCAUCGACGAAGAGGAAAGUACAGUCGAAAAGGAAGUAACGACCUUCCCCACGAUCGAUUCCCGUUCGGGCCACAGUGUGUUAAGUCAGGUGUGUGUCCACCUGGGUAACAGGUUCAAAUCCGCGGAACACCUGCUGAACAGAGCUCGUGACUUGAUAGCAGCGCUGGCCUGUGCCGUGCAGUCACAUCAGAACAGGAUUGAUCGGGAGUUAAAAGAGCUAUACAAGUCUGUCGUAAUACAACUCUGCCAGUUGGCUACGUGGACAUCAGAUGUAGCUAAGUUGAGAUGUUGUAUCGGCGGCGGUAGUGACAAAGUACUGAAUAUUUGUAUGCGGCUCUAUUCUUUACUGGCGAUGUUUAUAAAACAAUUAGACCCGACUAUGGCACAAAUUUUGAGGUUAGAAAGACUGUUAAAAUUCACCGGUAAGAAAUUGUCGAUAGUGAUGGACAAUCUGAUAACAUACUUAGAAUCAUCUCAAGAGCAGAGGAAGGCCAGCAAAGUUUUGAGAGACACUAAGCUUAUACCGAGACUAGUGUUGGAGGCAGAGCAGUUUAGUAAACAUGUGAUAUUGCUCGGGACUAAGGCAAACUUGAACUUUCAACAAUAUUUGUCACUGGGAACGGCGAGAGAUUUUAAAAUAAAAGCGCCACUGUUGCAAGAGGUUCUCAAUAUACAAGAUCAAGAACCAGAACCGGAACCGGAGGAAGGCGAUGACAAUAUCAACGACGCGGCGACAGAGAUCUUAUCACCUGGAGCAAGUGAUGAUGAAAGAAAUGACAGUGAUGAUGAAACCUCUCAAGCGAAACGACGACGAAUUUCGUGAUAUUAUUGAUUUUGUGUUUGUUUAUUGAAAUGUAUUUGUAAACUUAACAUAUUAUAUUUAUAUAACAUGUUUAUUUAACUGGUGUCAUUUUUUUGAGAUACAUACAUGCAUAAAUGAUGAAAAAAAUGCAAAAGUAGGAAAUUCCAGUUCUUUACUAAGUAACUUAUUUAGUCCUCUGCCCAAAGGUUGCCUGGAAGAGAUCGCUGUAUUAGCGAUAAGGCCGCCUGUUGCAGCUGAUGC
This is a messenger RNA of Melitaea cinxia (Glanville fritillary), 4380 nucleotides long. It is a transcript of the gene FANCI, whose product is annotated as Fanconi anemia group I protein homolog. The transcript is spliced from 26 exons. The coding region runs from base 1 to 4140 and encodes 1379 amino acids. The record is from RefSeq and is a predicted model, not a curated record. Lineage: Eukaryota; Metazoa; Arthropoda; Insecta; Lepidoptera; Nymphalidae. Gene Ontology annotation, molecular function: DNA polymerase binding. Gene Ontology annotation, biological process: DNA repair.